CUGGCAGAGCGGCCAGCUCUGAGCUGGUCUGAAGCGCUUUGAUUAAAUCUUAAAUUAUUUAUUAAGCAUCUGUUUCUGUCUUUAUAAGGUUUUCGGUAAACGUGCCGCCUUUACGGUAAACCUCUUUUUUGUCAGCAUGAAUCUCGGAGACGGCCUGCUGUUUGAACUUGAAAAUGGAAAACCCAAGUUGAUUCUACUGAGUCGUGGCGUGGAGAAGAAUCCAGCAAAGCUGUCCUUUAGGCCCAGAGCGGCUAACGUCCUGAGCUCCAGACAGCCGUCCUGUGUGGAGGAGGUGCAGAGAGAGCAGCGGCCAGCCCGCCAGCAGCAGUCAGGGAGGCACAAAGAAACCAAGAGCAAGGCAGGAGGAGCAGCCGCCUCCUUUACCUCCAACACCACCACCACUGGGGGUAGGAGCAGCACUCUGACAUCAUCCAAGACACAAGAGCAUCACAAAGGACUAAGCGUCAAAGUUAUGGCCAAGGUGAAGUCCGACAGACACAAACACGGCGCUACCGUCGGCUCCCUGAGGACUGACGGGAAAACAGGACGGCCUCAGAACAGCGGGACACGAGCAGCUGGAAAGGAGGGACUAACGGGACUGGAGGACAGCGUGGUGUGUGUGACCAAUGAGCAGCUGCAGAAGAUCCUCCACACAGUCCAGACCUGCAGCGUUGGUCCACACCCACCAGAGGACCACCAGACUCAGGUAAAUCAAACAGACUUAAAAGAAGCUGGCUCCUCAAUGAAUGGAGGAGAAGGAGGAGAGAUGAAGGAGGAAGAUAGAGGAGGAGGAACUGAUACAAGUGGAAGAUCACAGGAUAAAGACAACAGGUUGUCUGGAUGUCCGUUCAGCUGGCUGGAGGAGCGACAGUCAGAAAGCAGAGCGGCCAUCGACGCCAAGAAGGCUCUGUGGAGGAGAGAACUAGAUGAGCAAGUGGCGUUGAAGCAGCAGUGCUCGGCUCCUGGCAGACUUCAGGCCGAGGAGGACACAGAGAGUGUGUUCUCAGUUCAGAGCUCCGUCAGCCACAGAGAUCAGCAUGCAGCCAUCAGAUCCAGCCUCAGACUCGGGGAGGUCACGCCGAUGGAGGAGCUGCUGAGUGCCGAGAGGAGAGAAGAGCAGAGGAGACGCUGGCUGGAGGAGCUGGACCAGCAGAGAGAGGAGACGAGUGAACGCAGGAGACGAGAGAAGCUGCUGCAGAGCCAGAUGGUGGACCACGAGCUCUGGGCGACACACUUUGACUCUCUGAGACGACCUCCAGUCCAGACUGCAGCUCCUUCAGCUCCACCUCCUUCAGCUCCACCUCCAGCUCCGUCCAUUGUCUCUGAGCGAGGGGAGUGGGAGCCCUCGUCCAGCCUGUCCCUGGUCUGGGAGGCCGCCAGCAGCUGUGGAGCAGAGAGUGUGGGGAGAGCCAGCGUAGAUACAACCAGCGGACACCCGACCAGAGCCAGCCAUCUGAGGACCAUGACCGCCCUGCUGGACCCCGCCCAGAUAGAAGAGAGAGACAGGAGGAGGCUCAAGCAGCUGGAGCUGCAGCGAGCGAUCGAGGCCCAGGUGGAGGAGCGUCGGCUGCAGAGGAGGAGAGAGGAGGCGAGGAGGAGGGAGGAGUUGGAGGAGGAAGAGAGGAGGCUGGCGCUGGAGAGAGAGAUGCUGGAGAGACGGUACAAGCAGGACACAGUGAAGGAGAAGCAGAAGUUGAAGAACCAGGCAGAGCAGCAAAAGACAACACACAACAACGACGGCGGAAGACAGCAGGAGACGCUGGAGACCAGCGCUACCAGGCAGAGCGAGUGUUUGGAGGAGGAAGUCAACAGUUCAUCCGCCGCUGCACAGACGGGUAACUCAACUAUGACUGCUACAAAUACUGUGACUGCCAAUACGAGUACUACUAUCGGAAACGGUAGUAUCCACACUGAGCCGUCUGUUUUUUUAAAACACUGUUUACAUGCGAGGAUGUGUUUCCACUCUAGUGUCUCCAGUUCCUCCAACAGUAUUUACUCUGACCCCCCUGUACCCUGUUCCUCCAGCAGUAUUUACUCUGACCCCCCUGUACCCUGUUCCUCCAGCAGUAUUUACUCUGACCCCCCUGUACCUGUCUCUUCCAGGCCCAGCCAUCGGUUCGUUCCGGCCUCGGAGCGUUACCCGGCCCCUCUGCAGAGGUACAGACAGGAGAGUCGACAGAGGAGACAGGCUGAGCUCCUCGCUCUGCAGGAGAGGACUUGUCUGUCCAGGACCGACCCCCCCCCUCCUCCUCCUCCUCCUCCUCAGCACGAGGAGCCUCGUCUCUGCUCCAACCCCUCACAGACCAGAACCAGUCCCACCAUGAGGGUGGAGAAUGUUUCCAGAGGUCUCGGCAUCUUAGCAGCAGUCAACACUGAAAGGGGGCGCUCUCCUCAGCGGGCACCUUCCUCCUCCACCCCCCCUCCUCCUCCUCCGGAGUUCAUUCCUUACGUCCGGACUGAUGAAGUCUUCAACAUGGAUCCACUGGAGCCUGCUGACACCCCCCCCACUAGAACCCACACUCCUCCUCAGAGCUCAGCAUCUCCUCCUGCUGCUCCCUCACAUCGACUCCUCCACUCUGAACUGCUUCGUAACACACAGACACACCGACAGCAGGAGAUCCUCAGAGGCCUGGCCCAGCUACGGCAGGGUUUAUUACAGAAGCAGAGGGAGCUGGAGACAGAUCUGAAUCCUCUGCUGAAGCGCCAUGACAAUGAGCACCGGCCGCCCACAGCAACGCACCGCAAGUGACCUCUGACCCCUGCUCCGUGUGUGUGUGCCGACGGUGUUUGGACCAGCCGUCAUGGAGAACAUUAAACACAAACAGGGGCUUGUUCAGUCGUCCAACACUCUGAGACUGAAUGUUCAAUGUGAGAUUUUGGGAGUUUUCAAAGUGAAGCUGAUUGUGUCAGAGUGAAUGUGACGGAUGCUCUUGAUUUUAGGCUGUUUCAGGAGGCAGAAGUGAUCGUUUUAUUACCAGUAAAUAGCAGAAGCCCUGAGAGAGAGAGAGAGAAAGAAUCCGGUGAUCCAUUUUUAUUACUAAUAUAAAUAGUUUUCUCUCCUGUUUUCAGACUAAUCUUUCCUAGUGUUGUUGUUGUUGUAAUACUCAUUUUGGCCACAAGAGGCCAAAGUGCACCACCACCCCGAGUUCUAAAUAGGACUUAUAGAAGCAUCAUAUCUUCUGCACAGGUCUUCUUCCAGGCCACACUGUUAUUAUAAUAACAGUCAUAUUAUAAUUAUAAGACUUUUUAUUUACCGCAAACAAUGUUAACUCUACAAUGCAUUUUUACUGAUACUAAUUUUAAUUAAUCUCAUGUUGAUUGUUUUUUUUUUAAUGACAGCCUAAGGGGAGACAAUCCACUUCUAUUUGAGCCGGUUUGGGUUUAUAUUUACUCGAACCUUUGACUGUGAUGGGCAGCUAAACAUCGUAACACUGACAUUCUGAACUCACUGUUACACCACACCUGCUGUUAAAUCAUAGAAACGUGUCUGGAAUAAAAAGUAAAGUGUGAGUUUCAAGUUAAACACGAGGACUCGACUGAGCUUUUAACUUCUAACGCCUCAUUGUUUUAUUUAAAUCUACUCCAUCAGUUCUACCUCACAUCAAGAUCAUCAUAAGACAAACAUGUUUAUUUAUCACUAACUGGAUUUAUGAGGUUUUACUAUCAUGUUGAAGAUUGUAUCUUAAAAUUCUGUUUUGAAUGCACUUUCCAUAAGAAUGACACUGUGUCAAACAGGUAUAGUUAAACUUUUUUUUAUAAAUUAUUGUCCCUGCAGACGAGCUCAGCGCUUCUUUAAAUCAUUAAUAUACGAGUUUGUUUGUUUCUUCAGCUUCCUGCUGGCCGAGGAGCUCCGUGUUUCUUUGUGCUUCUUUAUUGUGGAGUUUCUUGUUUUAUUGUAUUUUUUUAUUUAUUGCAAAUGAAAUAAAUAAUGUCAAGUGUACCUCGACCUUUUACAAUCUAUUUCUUACAAUUGCGCUUAAUUUUGAUCUAUUGUAUUUUGGCAACUGCCUGAUUCCUGAAUUUCCCACAGCUGACACUGUUAAAAAGAUAAAACAUGUUUCAAAACUCCAUUGAAACUGUUGGUCUUUACUACAUGUUGAUUGAUUGAUGAACACAGGUCAACUUUGAAAGCCAGUUUGUUCUUUAUCUCCAGCAGGAGAAGUUAAGAUAGUUUGUCAUUGUUUUAUUUUGUGAAUCAUCUCAAUUAAUAAUAAAAACGUUGAACUCACCUUGUCAACAGCUAAGAUCUUGAGCAGAUGGAGAAAGCUUACAUUGACAACUAAUUAACAAAUAAUUAAUAAACAUACACGUUAAUAAACUACGAUGAGCCGUGAUGUGUCAUUUUCUGUGUUGCUUUAGUUGUUGAGCACCUUUUCCACUCACACACACCUGUUUUCAGUUACUCUGGAUGAUCACACCUGUGAUCAUGUGGUUAGUGGACCGCAGCUUUGAUGGGAAU
Anarrhichthys ocellatus (wolf-eel) is the source of this 4459-nucleotide messenger RNA. It is a transcript of the gene ccdc66, whose product is annotated as coiled-coil domain containing 66. The transcript is spliced from 21 exons. Bases 137 to 2749 code for a protein of 870 amino acids. The record is from RefSeq and is a predicted model, not a curated record. NCBI's taxonomy places the organism in Eukaryota, Metazoa, Chordata, Actinopteri, Perciformes, Anarhichadidae. Gene Ontology annotation, cellular component: cilium; microtubule. Gene Ontology annotation, biological process: cilium assembly. Gene Ontology annotation, molecular function: microtubule binding.